Messenger RNA from Exaiptasia diaphana, 1816 nucleotides. Its product is annotated as heterogeneous nuclear ribonucleoprotein L. The record is from RefSeq and is a predicted model, not a curated record. Gene Ontology annotation, biological process: regulation of RNA splicing. Gene Ontology annotation, molecular function: mRNA binding. Lineage: Eukaryota; Metazoa; Cnidaria; Anthozoa; Actiniaria; Aiptasiidae. Gene Ontology annotation, cellular component: nucleus.
GGAUCAAAAUGGCGGAGAAGCACGCAUUUGAGGAAACGUCUGGCUAUGCCUCAAAUGAAUACUCAGAAAAUCCCUACAAAAGAGCUAGGGUCGACAACACAUUAGAGUUUACAGGUUAUCAAGGUCGACAUUAUGCUGAACCCUCGCGUGUCGUUCAUAUCCGUGGCGUCGCGGACGAAGCAACCGAGCAAGACAUCUUGCAAAGCUUUGGUCAAUUCGGGAAAAUUGCAUGUAUAACAAUGAUGCCCAAAAUACGCCAAGCUUUGGUAGAAUUUGAGGAUAUCAGAUGUGCUACUAAUUUAGUACAAGAGACAGCGGCUGGUAACCCUGUCAUAUUGUGUGGAAGGCAAUCAUUUGCUAACUACUCGAAAAGCCAGCAUAUUUCAAGGAAUGUUCAAGUGAAAGAAGACAGUCCACCUAAUCACAUCUUGCUUGUGACGAUUAUCAAUCCACAGUAUCCAGUCACUACAGAUAUUCUACACACCAUAUUUAGCAAACAAGGUGCCGUCCAGAGAAUUGUUGUGUUCAGAAAAAGUGGUUUACAAGCAAUGAUAGACAAUUGAAUGUCUAUAAAAAUGACUCACAAACGUAUUUUUUUACACAAGAAAAAGCACAAGGAUCUCCGCCGAUGAGAAAGCAAGGUCUGCUUAGUCCACCACCUACUCCACCCAUGUAUGGAGGGGGACAUGGUGUACCAUCAGUCCCUGCAGCACAGCCCCCUAUGUAUCACCCUCCAUCAUCAGGGGGAUGUGUUCUUAUGGUGUAUGGAAUGGACAAAGACAAAAUGAACUGUGAUAGGUUGUUUAAUCUCCUGUGUUGCUAUGGCAAUGUCAUGAAGAUCAAGUUCUUGCUUGGUAAACUUGGUACAGCUAUGGCAGAGCUGAAUGACCAUGUGGCAUGUAAUACUGUCAUAGAGCACCUUUCAGGAAUUGAACUUUUUGGCUCAAGAAUGGACUUUGGGUAUUCAAAACAAAGCUACUUAGUAGAUCCCACUAACAUACCCAACUUAGCUGAUGGUACUCCUUCAUUCAAGUCCUACGCUCACUCAAAGAACCAUCGCUUCAUCAGUCCAGCUGCAAGUAGUAAAAAUCGAGUGUUUUCUCCUACUAAAGUUCUUCACUUCUUCAACGCUCCUGCUGAUGCAGACAAAACAAGCCUUGAGCAGAUGUGUAUUGAAAAUGGUGUUAGUCCCCCCAUUGCAGUCAAGGUCUUUACACCGGCUGCGAGGAGCGCCUCUGGACUAAUGGAAUGGGAAACCGGUCAACAAGCCUUGGAGGCUUUAGUCCUUUGCAACCAUUUUGUGGUGAAAAACGACAGUGCGAAGACCAUCUACACUGUGAAGUUAGCCUUCUCGUCGACUCCCACUGCUCAGUGAGAAUCCUCGGUAUUGCUAAAGCAAAGAGUGUACAGACAGAUUUGUUAACCUCCAUCCAGCACGUACUAUGGUAGAAGGGACAAAUCGGUUAUUUGCAGAUCUACAAAAAGAUUUUCAUACCAUCUAAAAAGUAUGGAAAUCUUUAGAACACUUACAGAGAUAAUACUGGAUUGUAAACAACAUUUCCUUAGUCAUGAAAAAUGUACAGUAUUUGUUCGUAGUUUUGGUGUUUUACAUUUCCAAGAAGCCUAUUAACGAGUUUUAUCUUGUAUCUGUGACGUAUUACCACAGGUAAUCCGCAUUAUAUUAAGAGCGCAGUUUAUUAAGAGCGCGCGUCGAUACAUAAAAGUCUGCUCAGCUCGUUUUUUUCUUCUCUAAGAAAUAUUUGGCAGCCUAGGGUCUUAUCAAGUGUUUUGGGAUUAAAAUCAACACAAUAAACAC